Nicotiana tabacum (common tobacco) is the source of this 2136-nucleotide messenger RNA. The record is from RefSeq and is a predicted model, not a curated record. NCBI's taxonomy places the organism in Eukaryota, Viridiplantae, Streptophyta, Magnoliopsida, Solanales, Solanaceae.
AUGAUCCUGAGUGUGGACAAUGAAGAAGCAGUCUUCAAUGUAUAUCGAGCCAUUCAGUUGCCUCGUCAUUACAAGGACUUGGCCAUGAUUUCAGUGGUGGAGAUAAAUGAACUAGCCGAACAAAAGCUCUUAAGGGUGCUGAGGGAGCACAAGCAUGCCAUUGGUUGGACGAUAUCUGACAUAAAAGGUAUUAACCCGGCAUUCUGCAUGCAUAAAAUACUCAUGGAGCAGGGACACAAGACUAGCGUGGAGCAUCAAUGCCGCCUCAAUCCAAUCAUGAAAAAGGUGGUAAGAAAAGAAGUAAUUACGUGGCUCGAUGCAGAUAUAGUAUUUCCUAUCUCCGAUAGCAAGUUGGAAUACUAUUAUUUUUUUGAUGGCUAUUCGGGGUAUAAUCAAAUUGCUAUUGCCCCGGAAUAUCAAGAAAAGACCACUUUUACAUGCCUUUAUGGCACUUAUGCAUUUAAGAGAAUGGCAUUCAGGUUGUGUAAUGCACAUGCGACUUUUCAAAGGUGUAUGAUGGCUAUUUUUACUGAUAUGGUGGAACAGUUUGUGGAGGCUUUUAUGGAUAAUUUUUCUAUGUUUGGUCCGUCUUUUGAUGAAUGCUUAACCAAUCUUGCUAAAGUGCUUGCCAGGUGCGAAGAGACUAAUCUGGUACUGAAUUGGGAAAAGUGCCAUUUUAUGGUACAUGAAGGUAUAGUGCUGGGACACAAGGUGUCCAAAGAUGGACUGGAAGUUGACAAGGCUAAAGUGAAAGGAAUUGAAAAGUUGCCACCACCAAUUUCAAUGAAAGGAGUUAGGAGUUUUCUGGGACAUGCAAGUUUUUAUCGUCGAUUUAUAAAGGAUUUCUCAAAAGUUUUCUCUCCUUUGUGCAUGUUGUUAGAGAAGGAUGUGUCGUUCCAGUUUGACGAUACUUGUCUGAAAGCAUUCAAGAAGCUGAAAAAGAAGUUAGUGAUUGCACCAAUCAUAGUGGCUCCUGACUGGAACGAGCCAUUUGCGUUGAUGUGUGACGCCAGUGAUGGUGCAAUUAUGGCCGUAUUGGGCCAGAGGAGGAUCAAAAUAUUUUGCUCCAUUUACUACGCAAGCAAGACUCUUACUCCCGCUCAAAUAAAUUAUACUGUGACAGAAAAGGAGUUGCUUGCUAUCCGAGACCGUAAAGGAACAGAGAAUCAAGUGACAGAUCACUUGUCCAGGUUAGAAACUCAGAAUUAUGUAACUGAGGGAUAUGUCAUCAAGGAAACAUUCCCGGAUGGGCAAUUGUUGUCCAUUACUGCUGGGGAGGUACCAUGGUAUGCAGAUUUUACGAACUAUUUGGCAAGUGAAGAGAUGCCGCCUGAUUUUGAAUCAUAUUCUACGAAGACGUUCUUGGGAGAUGUGACAUAUGUGUGGGAUGAGCCAUUCCUAUUCAAAUCAUGUAUUGAUCAGCUAAUGAGAAGAUGUGUGCCCGAAUAUGAAAUAAAUGUUAUCUUACAUGAAUUCCAUGCAUCACCUUAUGGUGAUCAUCAUGCGGGUAACAAAACAGCAGCUAAGACUUGUGGGCAAGUGAAAGUUUCAAAUAGAGAGAUAAAGCAGAUCCUGGAGAAGCCGGUUGGUGCAAGUAGGAAAUAUUGGGCUACAAAGCUUGAUGAUGCUCUAUGGGCAUACCGAACCGCCUACGAAACUUCAAUAGGAACCUCCCCUUACAAGCUGGUUUAUGGGAAAGCAUGCCAUUUACCGGUGAAACUUGAGCACAAGGUCUAUUGGGAAAUAAAGAAGCUGAACUUUGAUGCAGACUUAGCGGGUAGAAAGCGGCUGAUGCACCUGAACGAGCUUGAUGAGUUUCGCUUGCAUGCGUAUGAGAAUGCCAAGUUAUAUAAAGAACAGACCAAACGCUGGCAUGAUAAGCAUAUUCAGCAUCGCGAGUUCGAACCAGGCCAAUUGGUUCUCUUGUUUAAUUCAAGGUUGAGACUCUUUCCGGGGAAGCUCAAAUCGAGAUGGUCAGGCCCAUGUGUGGUAGUAAGAGUCACUCCACAUGGUGCAAUUGAGUUGCACGUCUUUGGAGGCGAGAUAACGUUCUUAGUGUAUGGACAAAUAGUAAAGCACUAUUAUGGAGGUGACUUUGAUUGUCACAAGUCGAAGGCGUUACUUGCCAAUUAUUAG